GGGACAUUUGUUAACUUCCGGGAAAAGGGACAAAGUAGGUGUGGCACUCAAAAUGGUGGAUGUCUGACGUGUUCAGAGAAGUGGUCAAAAGUGUUUCUUGUAAAGAAGAUUUCUACCCAAUUUGUUUCCCGAGAAUCGAUGUGGCCAAUGAGGUGUUUGGCGCCAACACGGCGGAGCGCCGCCAUGACAGUUCGCUUCACAGAGUCAGCAAACGUUACACCAUCAACCCUCUGGGACAAAAGUGGACGCACGUCAACAUCACGUACAGGGUGGACAAGUUCCCCAACACGCUGAGUGUGGACGACACCAGGAAGGCCAUCAGCAUCGCCUUCGCCAAGUGGAGCGACGUGUCGCCGCUGAGCUUCGCGGAGGUCACCAACGCCAGCGCCGACAUCGUCAUCGGUUUCUACACCUUCAACCACUCUGACUGUUGGCAUUCGCCGCUCCACCCGUGUUUCGACGGGCUGAAUGGCGAGCUGGCGCACGCCUUCCUGCCGCCACGCGGAGAGAUCCACUUUGACAACCACGAGUUCUGGAUCCUGGGGAAGUCCAGGUUCAGCUGGAAACAAGGCGUGUGGUUCAACGACCUGGUCCAGGUGGCGGCGCACGAGAUCGGCCACGCCCUGGGCCUGUGGCACUCCAGGGACCCGCGCGCCCUCAUGCAUCCCAACGCCACCUACACGGGCCAGCGGAACGUCGGGCAGGACGACGUGUGGGCCAUCCAGAGGCUCUACGGCUGCGAGGACAAGAAGCGCGUGUGCGAGGCGUGGGCCCGUCUGGGCUUCUGUGAGCGCAGGAAGUGGUUCAUGAAGAAGAACUGUCCUCGCCGCUGCGACCUCUGCUUUGAGCCCCUGGAAGCGGUCGCCACGCCGACGCCGCCCCCGGCUAACGUCAAGGUGAAGAUGGUGCCACGCGGGAAGGUGGUGGGCUUCCGCUGCGGUACCAAGAACCCGCGCGCCACACCCAAAGUCAGCUGGUACAAAGAUGGAGAGCGGAUCGCGGCGUCCAUCCCGGGCUACAUCGUGGUCAAAGGGCGGGACCUCCGCAUCGUGGCCAACGAGUUCAACGAGGGCGUGUACACCUGCCGCAUCCAUCGCCGCGGCGACGCAGUGUCCGUCAACUCGUGGAGCAUCCGCCUGAAGCCGGAAGAGACAUCCAACAGCUGAGAAUCUUUGGGCACCUAACGAUUCCAUCCGAGUCCGAUUCCUGGAGUGACGAUUCGAUUCAGAAUCGAUUCUUGACUCAAACUAAUUCUCGCAAUGUAUCAUUUGGUAUAAUAAUUAUAAUUCAAACUUUUUCAAAACAGGUUACAGGUUAGAAAAGCUCCUAAAAACGUAUUUUAAAAAAUGGAUUAUCACUAAAAAAAAAAAAAAUUUUAAUCGAUUUUUAAAAAUGAUGUAUCAAUUUAGAAUGGGGAUGAAUAAACCCCAUCGACAACAUGAUUCUCCAUUUAAUCUAGUUUUCGCAAUGUAGUAUUUGGUAUAAUUACAAUGAAGCUUUUUCAAAACGGGUUACAGGUUAGAAAAGCUGUAAAAAUGUAUCUUCGAAAAUUGAUUCUUACGUAAAAAAUGUAACAUUUUUGAAAAUAUUUAGAAUCGGGAUGAAUAAACAGGAUCAACAACACGAUUCGCGAUUCAAACUAAUUCUGGCAAUGUAUUAUUUAGUAUAAUAAUUGUAAGAAAACAUUUUCAAAACAGGUUACCAGUUAGAAAAGCUAUAAAAACAGAUUUUUAAAAAUGGAUUCUUAAAAAAAAAAUUGUUUUAACUUGUAUUUUUUAAAUAGAUUUUGGGAAAUUAUGAAUCGAUUUAGAAUUGGGAUGACUUAACAGGAUCAACAACACGAUUCUUGAGUCAAACUAAUUCAUGCAAUGUAUCAUUUGGUAUAAUAAUUGUAAUGAACAUUUUUCAAAACAGGUUAAAAAGCUCAAAAACAUAUUUUUUAAAAAUUAAUUCCCACAAAAAAAAAGAUAACAAUUUUUUACAUUGCGUUUUGAAAUAUAUGAAUCAGUUUAGAAUCGGGAUGAAUAAACCUGAUCAACAACACGAUUCUCACAAUGUAUUAUUUGGUAUAACAAUUGUAAUAAAAUGUAAUAAAACUUUUUCAAAACAGGUUACAGGUUAGAAAAUCUCCUAAAAACGUAUUUUUAAAAAUGGAUUAUCACUAAAAAAAAAAAAAAGAAUAUUUUUUUAAUCGAUUUUUAAAAAAGAUGUAUCAAUUUAGAAUGGGGAUGAAUAAACCCCAUCGACAACAUGAUUCUCCAUUUAAUCUAGUUUUCGCAAAGUAGUAUUUGGUAUAAUUACAAUGAAACUUUUUCAAAACGGGUUACAUGUUAGAAAAGCUAUAAAAAUGUAUCUUCGAAAAUUUAUUUUUACAUAAAAAAUGUAACAUUUUUGAAAAUAUUAAUUUAGAAUCGGGAUGAAUAAACAGGAUCAACAACACGAUUUGCGAUUCAAACUAAUUCUGGCAAUGUAUUAUUUAGUAUAAUAAUUGUAAGAAAACAUUUUCAAAACAGGUUACCAGUUAGAAAAGCUAUGAAAACGGAUUUUUAAAAAUGGAUUCUUAAAAAAAAUUAUUGUUUUUAACU
This is a messenger RNA of Entelurus aequoreus (snake pipefish), 2585 nucleotides long. It is a transcript of the gene mmp23bb, whose product is annotated as matrix metallopeptidase 23bb. The coding region runs from base 60 to 1166 and encodes 368 amino acids. Lineage: Eukaryota; Metazoa; Chordata; Actinopteri; Syngnathiformes; Syngnathidae. The transcript is spliced from 8 exons. Gene Ontology annotation, biological process: collagen catabolic process; extracellular matrix organization; proteolysis. Gene Ontology annotation, molecular function: zinc ion binding; metalloendopeptidase activity. The record is from RefSeq and is a predicted model, not a curated record. Gene Ontology annotation, cellular component: extracellular matrix.